CAAAUUGUUGUGAACAGCUGAAAGUGUUACAUCCCGUAGAAGAGAAAAAAAUCUAGAAAUUGGAAAAUUUUAUCCAGAAAAUAUAUUGUUCUGUGAAAAUUAAAUUAAUUAACACUUUCCCAAGCUUGUCGACAUUGUCAAAAUUAAAACUAAACUAAUAAAACUGGAUAAAAGGAAGAUGAGUGGCACACGUUUUGCCCGGACAGGGCGUUGCAGAUUUCUGGUGUGUUUAGGUAUUCUAGUUCUAAUGGUAGGUAUGGUGGCUAUUUUUCACAGCUCUCAAGUGCAACUGGACGAGACACGAGAGCAACGUUUACACUGUGAGCAGCAACAGGAGGCUUUAAACGAACGUUUGACCACUUUGGUGGAACAAAAGUACCAUUUGGAAAGGAAUCUAGAACGUGAACGCAAUGAGCUAUUGGAAACUAAGCGCAAUUUGGAACAAAAAAUCAAGGAGUUGGAGGAAAAAUAUCAAAAAGAAGAGGUCGAACAACAAAUGAGUUAUGAUAAAUUGAAACAAACCCACACUCUAUUGCAAAGUGACCACAAACAUUUAAAGGAGGAAACCCAAAAGGCCAAUAAAGAACAAUUGGAUAAUAUUAAUAGCUUGGAGAAGAAACUGCAGUCUAUUAGAUCUGAAUUGCAAAAAGAAAAGUCCAAUAAGUCGGGUGAACUUAUUGAAUUGAGGGAAAAAUACAAUAUUGUUGAAGUGGAAAACAAACGUUUGCACACUCGCAUCAAUGAAUUGGAAGACAUCGUUAAGGAUUAUCAGUCGCAUUGUGAGUACAAGGCAAGGGACAAUUCUCGCAAACCAGUAGCCCCAAAACCGGAUAUAACAUUGGGCAACAACAAUCCUAGUACUAGUGAAAAAUCCUUUAAACAUCAAGAUUCUGUGAGUGAAGGCGUUUACCAUAUAUCGUUAAACAUUACUAAUAAUAAUAAAGAGACUAAAACGCUUAAUGGCCGUGGGGUGACCAGUAGUAUUGAGCCAUCAAAUGCUCAUGUAGGUGUUAAGGAUAAGCUUAUACUGCUACAAGAAACUACUAAAACAUCAUUACCAUUGCAAAAUCCAUUAGAUACUAACAAUGAUAUUAGACCAUUAACAGCUAAACAUUUUAAUGGUAGUCUUAUAUUAAAUUCCGUUGAAAAUUUUCAGAUUGUACCCAAACCCAUUAAACGUAUAGCCGAUGAUGAACAGCAGCAGCAGGAAAAACCCAAUCGUCAGUUGAGUCAGGAAAAUGAUAAAAAUCAAGUAGCACCCUUGAGUGCGCCCAAAAACAAGGGCCAAUUGGCUUCAACAGCCACAUCAAAGUCCGAACAACAAGUGCAGGCAGCUUCACAGGUAAAUGCCACCUCAGCAAAUGUGAGAACGGCUCGAGGCAGUAGCACCAGUAGCAGCAAUUCGCCGCCCUUGGCUUUGCCACCCAAUCAACGUAAACUGCCCGAAAAUGUUGCACCCAUACCGGACAACUUUGAAGAUUUAUUACAAAAAUCCAAUAACGAGGCGCUUAAAAGCAAUGAUGAUCCCUCACAGUUGGAUGAAAAUGGAAAUCAUGAUUUUAAUGAGAAUAAAAAUGGUGGCGGAGCUUUAAAAUCAGCCAACAAUAACAACAAUUACGAUUCAGGUGGUCAUGAAAUGAAGGAUGCUUUGGGAGAAGGCGAUUCAAAUAAUCUGCAACAUGAUGAUGACAUUAACAAUUUCUUCGAUACCGAUCAAGAGCCCAAGGAGCACAAUAAAAACAAUAACAACAAGGAUCUAAACGAUGAUAAAGACGACGAUGGUGGUAAUGAUGACGAUGAUGGAGGUUUAGGCUUAGGAGCCGAUAACGAUGGUGGCGCUGCUGCGGGCGAUAUCGCUAUCAAACACAAUCAACAGCAGCAAUUGCUAGAUGAUAGUCUUAAAAAUGAGGUGGCCGAUGAUCAAGGCAAAGAAUUUGGUGAUGGUUUACGUUUAGAUGAAGGUGCUAUGGAAGAGGAUGAUGAUGAUGAUUAUUCAAAUCCGUCUCGUAAACAAGCUGGUGGUCAAGCCAUACGCAAUUAAAAUUUUAAUGGUUUAACUAUAUUUGUAAAACAUAACUAACUACAUUAAGUAAACUCUAGUAUUGGGGUUUUGUGUGUGUAAUUCAAGAUAGAUUUGGACAGGCUUAAUUAACAUUUAGCUAUGAAUGUUUUUUUUAUGAUGGAACGAACAAAUGUUCCAUCUGAUUUUGUAGAGUUAUUGGUAUUACUUUUCUUGUUUUGAGAAAUCUGUAUUAUGUGUUCAAUAUGAAUCCAAAUUUAUCUUUACACGUGCCUAACUGGUUGGAGUUUUAAGUAUUUUUUCUAUUAGUUUUAAGAUUUUUUUACUUAUAUAUAUUUUUUUAAUUUCAUUUUCUAAGUAUGCAUUCAUGUAAUUGUUCUAAUCCUUUAGUUUUAAACAUCAAUUAAAAUGAUCGCUUUCAUGUUGCAUUAAUUUCAUUUAUUUUACAUCCUUUUUAGUUGAUUACUGUGAUAAAUGUGAAUUUUUGGAAAAAAUACUUUUUGUGUAAAAAAAAUAACAGUAUAAUUAUUAAUACAAGUGCAUUAGAGCGUCUUUUGACAAAAAAUAAAUACGAAGGUAACGGAAGCUACUCCCUAAUACGAUUCGAAAGAAAACGUUCAUUUUUAUUUUUUAAAAUACAAUUUUAAAAAGGUACUAUUUCAUAAAGUACUUUUUUAAAAUGUACAUUUUCGAUCUCUGUAAAUGUACAUUACCUUCUGUGGAAAGCUCUCUCGAAUAAAACAUUAAACAUAUAAAUAAUUAAGACGUUCUAACGCACAUGUUGAAAUAUUUUUUUUAAAAAAAAAAUCAUACGAAUUUUCACCACCAUUUAACAGGAACUUAAUGAAUUUUUCUCAUAAGAGUCUCGCAAAAAAUUACGAACAAAAUUAUUUAAUAUUAAAGUAUUUAAAAAAUCAUAAAAAAAACACGUACAUACUAAAAAUUUAUAAUCAUUUGUAUUAAAAUUUUUGUUUAUUUUUUUAAAAAUUACAAUGAAAUUAAAUAAAAAUUCUAUAAAUGAAAAGAAGUAAUAAAAAAGAA
This is a messenger RNA of Calliphora vicina (urban bluebottle blowfly), 3061 nucleotides long. RefSeq lists its product as uncharacterized. NCBI's taxonomy places the organism in Eukaryota, Metazoa, Arthropoda, Insecta, Diptera, Calliphoridae. The coding region runs from base 179 to 2041 and encodes 620 amino acids. The record is from RefSeq and is a predicted model, not a curated record. The transcript is spliced from 4 exons.